Messenger RNA from Colletes gigas, 1134 nucleotides. RefSeq lists its product as uncharacterized. The transcript is spliced from 4 exons. Gene Ontology annotation, biological process: cilium assembly. The record is from RefSeq and is a predicted model, not a curated record. The coding region runs from base 76 to 1011 and encodes 311 amino acids. Lineage: Eukaryota; Metazoa; Arthropoda; Insecta; Hymenoptera; Colletidae. Gene Ontology annotation, cellular component: centriole; non-motile cilium.
AAUAGUACGAAAACAAACGGUGAUAAUUUUCAUUGUCAUUUUAUAUUGUUGUAAAUUAAUAUUAUUCUAUUAACAAUGAACGAAGAUCCAAGAGAGGUUCUCGCUCUUCUGAAUUCUUUGGGGUUCGUUGGAAUCACUGCUGAACAACUGAAAGGUUUUAUGAAAGAUUUGAAGUUGUAUAGGAAAAUAAAAGAACGCGAGAGACAGCAGAGGAAAGAACAGAUCAAACAGAAAAUACUGAGUAAACAGCAAAGCGAUAUCAAGGAAAUUCUUAGAGAACAGAGAAGGGAGUUUCAUUCAGCAGUGAAUACAAUAUCUACAGAUACUUCUAAUUCUUUUGGCGAUGAGCCUCUUGUGAGGGUGAAAGUAAAGUGUUUAUCAAAGGACAAAGAAAACAAGGAAUCUACAAAUUCUGGAGAUAGUCGUAUAGGUACAAGAAAAAAAAUAGAUAUUAUAAAGACAACGUCCAAGAAAACAUCUGACCAUACCAAUGUUAAAUCUACUAGUGCAUCCUAUGAUGAUGAAAGUAGUAAUAGUUGCUUGAAGAAUGGAAAAAAAUGUCUCCAUUGCAUAAGACAGGAUUCUUAUACAAAAAAGAAAUGUAAAGUAAAAACAGAGGAUGAUAAAAUAAUGCAACAGGAUGAACCAACAACUUCACAACCUGUUCGUCCAAUGAGUGCUCCAAAUAUAUUGGAGUAUGAACACGAACGUAUUGGAAGUGGUAGAACAAAAAGUAUAUUGUCUACAAAAACCUCUCAGUCUGGAGCAAAGUCAUUCAUUAGACCAUGGAGAUUACAACCUGAAGCCCAAAAGAGUUUAAAUGUUAAGAAAUCUGACCCGGUUACGCUUUAUCAGAAGUAUCAGCAAGAAUGGAAACAGAUGUCUUUUCCUGGGGAAGCUAAACACGCGGGUCUGAGAUGGGCAAUUCGCGAAAAAAUGUUAGGUGGGGAUCCUCAUCCCAUGCCUGUUCCCAAAAAAUCUGCAAGUAUGCCAACAUUAAAAAAAAACUGACCUCUGUUAAAUUAGGACUCGAAAAUUUCAUAUUAGGAUUGGAUGGAUGUAAGGGACAGAAAUUUUAUAGUCACAAUUUUCGCUUAAUUCUUACAAGGAUAGAGAACUAUUUACUGGUAAUAA